AUUCGCUUGACAAGAUGGCGGCGGCGGGGUAGCGGACCCCGGGGUUUCGCGUCCCCUGCAGUCACGAAUUCUAAGGCCAGCGCGGUUCUGGCGUGAGCGCCCCGCGAGCCCCAAAGAAUGCGCCUUCCGCCGCCCGCCUCUGUCCUCUUGGGGCUCCUUCUGCAGAGCAUGGGGAAGCCGCUGUGGGGGGACCUGGUUUUCAUCCCUCCCGUCAUCCGCAUGUCCGGCCCUGCGGUCAGCGCGGCUCUGGUUGGAGGUACCGAGAAUGUUACCGUGUCCCUGGCUCUGCUUCAGGACGAGAUGGGAAUAUUGCCGGUUCCAACUUGUGGCUUGCCCAGCAAUGAGACGGAAGACUGGAGUUUGACUGUGACUCCCAGUAUGAACAUGUUGGAAGUGACAGUGAGGCUGAAGACGGAUGUGGAGCGCUGUUCCGCUAAUGAGACGAAUUCCCUCUCAGCGUCUCCGUGUCUCGUCCAGACCCUCCUGGUGUCAGCGUCUCACGGCUCAUCCUGCUCAGCACAUUUACUCAUUCAAGUUGAAAUUUAUGCCAACUCUUCCCUGGCCCGUAAUGCGUCAGGCAUGAAAAAUUUUGCAGCCAAGCAGACAGAGAUCAGAACAAGGAAAAGGAUGGAAGGACAGACAGCAGAGAACAUGACUGUUAUUCCUAACCAGGUCUAUCAGCCCCUUGGUCCUUGUCCUUGUAAUCUGACAGCCGGGGCCUGUGAUGUUCGCUGCUGCUGUGACCAGGAGUGCUCGUCACACUCAAGAGAACUCUUCAGACAGUCCUGCUUUACCGGCGUGUUUGGAGGAAACGUCAGCCCUCCUUUUGAUCAGCUUUGCUCAGCAGCGAAGACAGCACACCACGUCCCCGACUGGUUCCCCUUCCUGUGCGUGCAGUCUCCCCUCACCAACUCGCCCUUUCUCGGUUACUUCUACCACGGCGCUGUUUCCCUUAAACAAGACUCUGCUUUUGGAAUAUAUCUGCAUACUGAUCUAAAGGACUUAUCAGACUUUGGUUACAAACAAGGAGAUCCAAUUAUGACUGUAGAUAAAGCCUAUUUCACUAUUCCACAGGUGUCCUUGGCUGGGCAAUGUAUGCAGAAUGCCCCCGUGGCAUUCCUUCAGAAUUUUGAUGUCAAAUGCGUUACAGAUUUGGAAAUACGCCAAGAACAAGAUGGUAUUCGCAAUGUGAAGAUCAAAAAUGGCGCAAUAGGAGGCAUAGUUACACCAAAAGUAACCUAUGAGGAAGCAGCUGACCUAGACAAAUUCAUCACCAUUACAGAAACUCUUUCAAAUAAGGGAUCAGCUCCCAGAAAUGUGAAUUUGGAGGAGCACUAUGUUUUCAGGUGGAAUAAUAAUACAAUCAGUGAAAUAAGUGUCACAGUUAUUAGGGCAAACAUUGAUGCCCACCAGAAAGGAAUAGUGACACAGAGAUUUACAGUAAAAUUCUUAAGCUAUAACAGUGAUAAUGAAAAGGAAUUAUCUGGAAAUCCAGGGUACCAACUUGGUAAACCCGUCCGAGUGCUAAACACCAAUAGGAUGAAUGAUACUACCACUCUGCACCUCUGGCAGCCCGCUGGGAGGAGUUUAUGUACGUCAGCAACUUUCACCCCCGUUUUAUUUGGAGAAAAUGCGCUGUCCGGGUGCCUUUUGGAAGUUGGGAUUAACGAGAACUGCACUCAGCUCAGGGAGACCGCUCUUGAGAGACUUGAUUCGUUAAUACAAGCAACUCAUGUUGCCAUGAGAGGCAACUCUGAUUACAGCAAUCUUAGUGACGGCUGGCUCGAAAUAAUACGUGUAGAUGCACCUGACACAGGUGCCGGCCCGUCUGCCUGGAGCACGCCCGGGGUCUGCCUGGGCGUUCCUGCUCAGCUGAGCAUCCGCAUCCUUAUCUCUGAGGUGGGCGCAGUGGAAGGGGUUCCUCAGCAGGAGAUACUAGCCAUGGAGACAAGGUUUUCCUCAGUGGACUGGCAGUACCAGUGUGGGCUGACUUGUGAAGACAAGGCCGACCUCUUCCCUCUCAGCGCAUCGGUCCAGUUUAUUAAAAUACCUGCCCAGUUACCCCGCCCACUGACCAGAUUCCAGACCAAUUUUACGGAGUACGACUGCAACAGAAAUGAGGUGUGCUGGCCACAGCUUCUAUACCCGUUGACUCGGUAUUAUCAAGGGGAGCCUUAUUCUCAGUGCAUUGCCAAGGGCUUAGUCUUGGUCUCUUUCCUCGUGUUAGCUGUGUUCCUCAGUAACCCCUGGACUAGGAUAUGCAGAGAGUGGAAUUCAUCCGCCACCUGACUUCUUACGGACUACAGAGCUCACUCCUGUGAUUUCGGUGUACUCCUACAUGCCUGUCCACAUGUAAUAAAUGAAAUGUCUUGUUUUUGUAGAA
Molecule: messenger RNA, 2383 nt
Organism: Loxodonta africana (African savanna elephant)
Lineage: Eukaryota; Metazoa; Chordata; Mammalia; Proboscidea; Elephantidae
Gene: TCTN2
Product: tectonic family member 2
Exons: 19
Coding region: 118-2289 (723 amino acids)
Biological process (GO): smoothened signaling pathway; cilium assembly; protein localization to ciliary transition zone
Cellular component (GO): MKS complex
Source: RefSeq, a predicted model, not a curated record